GAUCGUAGACACAGAACCCAGUGUGGCUGAGCCGGCCAACCUUCACCAAAUGGUCGAGCCCGCACCCGGAAUAGCAAGGAAAGAAGGCGAUGAGGGCGUGGAUGGGGUGGAGGUGGCCAUGGGGCUGGUGAGCUCAGAAUCUCCGGAUAGUGACCGAGCGUGGAUGGGACACCGUCCCAGGAGGCGUCAGGGGUCGCCGUCUCCUGCUCCCAGGGGAUCACGUCGACAUCGAGGACACCGCAGAGAUGAAAGCAGAGAAACUAAACGAAGCGGAAAUGUUUCCAGUCUUCUUUUCACCGCCAACAGCCCCUACCCUAAAAGGUCGCAUCUUUCGCCACUGCGAUCCCGGAGCCACGAUCCCUCCAAGCCAGAGAACCUCAAGCAUUUCAGCAGUCAGUCCCCAACGAGGUGGCCCUAGUCAACAACACGGCACAUCGCCCAGAUUUUCUCCCUCUCCAUCGCUCCCACCCAUCAAGAAAAAGCGCGCCCCUGCCAAGCGGCACAACGUAUCAACCGUCGACACUCCGACAUCCAGUCAAAGAAACAACGGAGCCGAACACCUGACAAACCUCACGGUUUCUUGCGGGGCGAAUCGCUUCCGGACGGGACUGGUGGUAGACCACCUUUUCUUCAGCCCUCUGCCGCGUCGGAAACUGCAGGGCAGCCCCGAAAGGAUGCUGAGAAGCAGCAAGGUCAGCCCUAGAAGGGCCGAGAAUAUCAGAGCUUGCUUCGCGAGGCCCCAACCGACCAACCCCAACGUCGUCUUCACUCGCUCCUUGAGCCCGCCCUUCAACUACUCCGUGACCAGGGAACAGAACAGACGCUUUCUUAGCAUGUACACCAAUGCCAGGAUCUACUAGGCUCGACCCUCUUAGUUCGAUAUUUAUCGAUUAAUUGCUUGCGUGCUUGAUUGAUUGAUUGAUUGAUUGAUUGAUUGAUUGAUUGACUGCUGAUUGAUUGAUUCUAUUUUGUCGAAGCAAUUGUCUUCCGAUAGCCUUAUCAAGUAAGUUCCUUACGUGAUCCGUGAAAAAUGUCUUCUUACAUUUAAAUUUUUUUUUAUGAAUCCUUCACCUGCUGGACACCGGGAGAAGUGAGCUCGUGGUUAUGUUCCACCAAGAACAUACACUGAUGAAUAAACGAGGUUGUACGUCCUUCCCCAGUGUUUGUCUUUUUCCCAUUUCUGGGUGUUUUUUUUUUUCAACCAUGAUAUAAAACGAUGGAUUGGAAGUGUGUGAUGGGAUAACGAAUGAGGAACUACUUUUUUAAGUUUACGUCAGCAGCUGGAGAAGAUUGUCAUGAUGGCGGUGGUGGCAGGGGCAUCAAUGCCGACAUGUGUUUCGUCUGGACUAGGGACUACAGAGAGAGAGAGAAUACGUGUUUGUAUUCGUACGAAAGUCAGGAGUUUCAUGUCCUAUCUCUGUAACAUUUCUUCAUAUACAGGUUUGGGGGCUUUUUCUCCGUUUAUUUGCCCAAUUUGUCCUGCCUAGAAUAGCUCUGAGACCACACGUCGUGUUCUGUUUGGUUGUGCUCAUAUUUCGUGUACUUUUGAUGAAGCAUCUCUCCCUGGUUGGCUGCAUGACUCAUAUAAUCGAAAGUGUAAUCGAAAAUUUUAAUAAAAAAGCAUCUGUGGUGCUGACAGAUUGUGUUUAGGCACCACAGAUGUUUGACAGAAAUACUCUGCGUGGG
Pomacea canaliculata is the source of this 1686-nucleotide messenger RNA. RefSeq lists its product as uncharacterized. The coding region runs from base 246 to 860 and encodes 204 amino acids. The record is from RefSeq and is a predicted model, not a curated record. The transcript is spliced from 3 exons. Lineage: Eukaryota; Metazoa; Mollusca; Gastropoda; Architaenioglossa; Ampullariidae.